GCGAUUCCAGAUUUUAUCGAAGCUUAUCAAGCAAAAAAUUAUUCAGCCGCCCCUCCUUAUAUCCGCGAUAACGAAGAGGCCUGUUGCCCGCGAUCGCAAAGUCUCACCAACUUCAGCACUGCAUAUACCCUUUUUCUUCCUUGGACCUCGCCAAUUCGUCCUCAUACACCUCCGAUCUCAUCAAUCUACCAGAAAUAACUCUUGCGCCAAACCACACAUUCCACCAUGCCGUUCCCGCAAGACCCCCAAGAUCCUAACCACCAGGAUCACCAGGACAACGAUAUGCACGACGAGGACGAGAUUAUCCAGGGGGAUGAAAUCGACGAGGUUUUUGAGGGUGACGACGCCGAGGGUGACGUCGCCAUGGACUCUGACGACGAAGACCACGAGAUGGGUGAAGGCGACGAGGAGAUCCUCCUACACAACGACAGCAUCGCCUACUUUGACGCCCACAAGGACUCCGUCUUCGCCAUUGCGCAACACCCCAUCUACCCACAGCUGAUCGCGACCGGCGGUUCCGAAGGCGAAGCCGACGACGCGCCCGGCAAGGGCUACGUGUUCGACACCUCCGCCGCCGUCUCACGCCCCGUCCUCCCUCCCAGCUUCCAGUCCGACCCGAGCGCUGGCCAACAGCAGAACCCCCAGCUCACCCCCAUCUUCGAGAUCGACGGGCACACCGACAGCAUCAACGCUCUCGCCUUCACACUACCCAAGGGCGAAUUCCUCGCUAGCGCCGGCAUGGACGGCCGGUUACGCGUGUACGCCGUUGGCACGGGCAACAACCAGUUCCAGUUCCAGUUCCUCGCUGAGUCGCAAGAGACCGAAGAGAUCAACUGGCUUCUUCCCUGCCCAUCCGCCGACUUCCCUAACACCCUCGCCCUCGGCGCCUCCGACGGCUCCGUGUGGGUCUUCACCAUCGACCCUACCGACUCUGCCUCCCCGAUCCAGAUCAUCCAGUCCUACUUCCUGCACACAGGCCCUUGCACGGCGGGCGCCUGGUCGGCCGACGGCAAUCUGCUGGCCACGGUCUCUGAGGACGCAUCCAUGCACGUCUUCGACGUCUGGGGCGUCGCCGCCGCCAAGAACCUCGUCACCGACAACGGCCAGACCGUCGUCUCGCUCACCGAAGCCGACCAGCGCUUCGCCGUCGAAGGCGGCCUGUACUCGGUCGCCAUCUCGCCCUCGGGCAACUUCGUCGCCGCCGGCGGCGCAGGCGGUAACAUCAAGAUCGUCGGCUUGCCGCGCCUUUCCGAGCAGCCUCAACAAACAAAGCCAACAGCCUCCCGCCCCGCCCCCGCCAUCCGCGGCCCCGCCGGCCGUCGCAUGCCCGCUCCCUCACAACGUCCUUCCGCCUCCGGCGCGGGCGCCGAGCCCUCAGCCCAAGCAGGCGCUAUCCUCGCCUCCCUCGCCGUGCAAGGCGACGGCAUCGAGACCCUCGCCUUCUCCCCCCUUCCGAACACCCUUUUGGCAGCGGGCUCAGUAGACGGCAGCAUCGCCGUGUACGACAGUGCGCGCUCGUUCGCGGUGCGCAAGCACAUCCGCGGCGCGCACGAGGGCGAGUCGGUCGUCAAGGUGGACUUUGUCAAGAGCGCGACUUCGCAGCCCGGCACGCACGGGUGGCUUUUGACGAGCUGCGGAUUGGACGGUGUGGUCAGGAGAUGGGAUCUGCGUGGCGCGACGGCAACUCAGCAGACGAUGCAGGGCGGCGCGGCGGUGAGCGGGUUGAUGAAGGAGUGGAGGGGACAUGCUGGUGGAGAGGGCGGUGGUGUUUUGGGCUUCGUGCAGGGGGAGACGGGCGAGAGGGUUGUUACUGCUGGUGAUGAUGGUGUGGUGUUGGUUUUUGAGGCUUGAGGUUGAUCGUGUAUAGAUGAUGGUGGAUAAGGAGUUUGUGAUACGGAAAGAUUUAUACCUUAGACAGCGAAUUGAUUGUUGCGAAUUUGGCAACCUUAGACAGCGGUCCCCAUUGAUAUUCAACAUGAAAGAGUAUUUGCGAAGCGAAGCGUGUGAAAGCAGCAACGAUCUAGACCACCAUCAAAGACAGGCACCAACCAACAUUGAAGGAAGGUAGAGUCCGAAUCCGAUUUUUUUGCGUUUACAAGUCAAUGAAUGAGAUAACAAUCACUUACACGCACGUUAGUUACAUACAACCAACCAUGCUGGCGAUCCGGGUUGGAGAUAGAUGUUGUAAUCAAGAUUAACGAGCCGUUCGUUCUAAGCUUCCGACCACUACCGACUGGGAGAAAAAAGAAGAAAAUAAAGAAAGAAAGAGGUGUUCCAACAUCAACAUGUUUUUUUACCUUUACCAGGGAAGGAAAAAAAGAAAGUUAAGUGCG
Neurospora tetraspora is the source of this 2333-nucleotide messenger RNA. RefSeq names its product WD40-repeat-containing domain protein. Bases 226 to 1851 code for a protein of 541 amino acids. Lineage: Eukaryota; Fungi; Ascomycota; Sordariomycetes; Sordariales; Sordariaceae. The record is from RefSeq and is a predicted model, not a curated record. Gene Ontology annotation, molecular function: protein binding. The transcript has a single exon.